Messenger RNA from Cladophialophora bantiana CBS 173.52, 1428 nucleotides. RefSeq lists its product as uncharacterized. The record is from RefSeq and is a predicted model, not a curated record. The transcript has 2 exons. The coding region runs from base 1 to 1428 and encodes 475 amino acids. NCBI's taxonomy places the organism in Eukaryota, Fungi, Ascomycota, Eurotiomycetes, Chaetothyriales, Herpotrichiellaceae.
AUGGUCAAACUAUGGAAGGCGGAACCUGACAACCAAGCAAAACCGACUAUAUCCUUCGAUAUACUUGAGCAACAGUACUGGCUUCCGGGAGAACACAUGCGGGGGUCUGUCGUUGUCAAAGUGCCAUGUUCAGCAACCAUCUCCAAUGCGAGAAUUGACCUCGAAGGUGCGCGAAGCCGUAUGAAGUAUAAUUCAAACUCCGCUCACGAGCACGCCGCUACAGGCUUGUCACUGAUACACAUUAUCAACAAGGAUCGGAGCACGAGAUUUUCCGCAUACAAAUUUCUCUCACAAAACCACGACGUGCGUUCCAUCCAUAAGGUCAACGAUGAGACCCGGAAGUCUGGCUUUUCAACUUAUCGAAUCCCGUUUGAUUUCAUGGUAUCCCGCACAAUAUCAACGAACGCAGACAAAUCACCAACAAAGAGUCUUGAACUCCCCCCUACAAUGUUAAUUGGUACAGCCAUCUGGAGUUACGACCAUCGCAGAGUUUUCGCGCAACCUAAUAUUUCUUAUCAUUUAGUUGCUAAAGUUGUGCUUUUUGAUCAAUCGACAUCAAAUACGUGGAUUUUGAGGGAAGAAAGGCCCGUCAAGAUCUGGAAGACGUCGUCAAUCAUGCCACCAAUCAGCCUCGAUGACUUUGCUGCAGAAUACACAACAGUUGCCGAGACUCAAUGUGCCCUCCGACCGCUGGACUCGCCCAAACUUCGCUUCCGGGUAUCAACCACAGAACCAGCCGCAAUAGCAUUCAGUUGUCGGAAAUCGGCUCAAACGGCCAAGGUGUAUCUAAGUGCUCGCCUUUCACGACCAACUUCAUACAUGGAUGAACGCCGCUUUCGUAGACUCCUUGCCAAAAUCAAGAUCCAGGUGCAACCAAGUCUACGAGGGAAGACAUUCUACAGUCCAGUCACCUUCGAGAAAAUCCCAGGCCAGACGAUGUUGACUCCAAUGAGCAAUUGCCGGAUGAACGAUGAGGAGGUUCUGCUUGAUGCUGUUAUGGGUCUUCCUGUCAAUCCGGCCGCGGCCGAGGAGAAAGACGAAACAGAUCAAGACCAUCAGAACAUGGAACCGGAUGCCCAUACACAUGCUCCGAAGCUCGAUGCAGUCUGGCAUGGCCACUUCUGUUGCUCUCUAACCAUUCCGCACGGGCUGGUACCAACAUUCUGGAGCACCACGGCAAGUCAACAGUACAGUUUACUGUUAGAUGUGAAAGUUUCUGGCAUCAAAUUACAAGGAAAACUCAGGCUUGAAGUGCCCCUGCAGAUAUUUUAUGAUUUGGGACCUAUCGCAACGCCUUGUGGGCCACUGUGUCGACGUCUGAGGAACGAACAGACGGGGCGACCGCUCAGGGAUUGGGAGGAGAGAGAGGUUUGCACAACGAUUGUCAUGCGCGAUGUAGACGAGGGGAACCCGCCUAUUUAUGUUUGA